AUGCGCGAGAGUGCACCAGCAGUCGAUAUCUUAGAACCGAGCAACGAUCCUUGGUAUACGGCACCACCAAACUUCGAGCACGCAGCGCCGGGGACAAUACUCAAGAUCCGAGCUGCUGCUGGGAAUCUCACAACUGUGCAGGGCAACUCGAGCGCAGCAUACAAUAUUCUAUACAGGACGACAGAUUCCCGAUACCUGCCGACAUGGGCUGUUACCACACUCUUUGUCCCGAAUACGACGAAUGGCAACAACAAACUUCUUUCCUACCAAAUACCAUACGAUUCCGCAGACGUCGAUGCUAGUCCUUCCUAUUCUCUUUAUGGCGCGAAGCUAGCCGACAUUGGCGCUGCAUUGGGCAGAGGCUGGUAUGUCAAUGUACCUGACUAUGAAGGUCCUCUGGCAAGUUUCACAGCCGGCGUAAUGUCUGGUCACGCCACAAUCGAUUCCAUUCGAGCAGUCCUCCACUCUGGUUUCGGUCUUCAAAACGGCACAAGAUAUGCCAUGUGGGGCUACAGUGGCGGAGCAUUGGCAAGCGAGUGGGCAGCUGAGUUGCAAGUGCAGUACGCAUCAGAGUUGAACUUCGCAGGCGCAGCACUAGGUGGGCUGACACCCAAUGUGACAUCCGUACUCGAGAUCACCACGGGGACUAUCUAUGCCGGUCUGAUCCCCGCAGGAAUCCUCGGACUCGCGAGCCAGUACCCUGAUCUGGAGCAAUACCUCAUGGAAAACCUGAAGCAAGAGGGCGAAUAUAACGCGACCACAUUCUUCAACGCACGAAACCAGACACUCGUCGAAGCGAUCGGAGCUUUCAACGGCGACAACAUCUUCGACUACUUCGAGCAAGGUUUGGAGACUCUGUCUUCUGGCGUAUCCCAGCGUGUGAUCAAUCGUGAUGGGAUCAUGGGUUAUCAUGGGGUGCCUCAGAUGCCCAUUUUUGCCUACAAGGCGAUUGGAGAUGAUGUCAGUCUGAUCAACGACACGGAUAAGCUGGUGGAGAGAUUCUGCGGAGUGGGCGCAACGAUCAGAUACGAUCGCAAUACUGUUGGCAAUCAUGGAUCGGAGUCUGCGAAUGGCAACGCCCGUGCUGUAGCGUUCUUGGACAGUGUGCUUGGAGGAAGUUAUAAUGCGACGGGUUGUCAGAUUCAAAAUGUGACGGUGGGCAUGUAG
Sphaerulina musiva SO2202 is the source of this 1167-nucleotide messenger RNA. Its product is annotated as LIP-domain-containing protein. NCBI's taxonomy places the organism in Eukaryota, Fungi, Ascomycota, Dothideomycetes, Mycosphaerellales, Mycosphaerellaceae. Gene Ontology annotation, biological process: lipid catabolic process. The transcript has a single exon. The coding region runs from base 1 to 1167 and encodes 388 amino acids. The record is from RefSeq and is a predicted model, not a curated record. Gene Ontology annotation, molecular function: triacylglycerol lipase activity.